AUGGCAAACGGAGCUCUUCCACAGACUCUUAAGUCCAUCACUACUACGAAAAUCAGUGAACUCUCCAAGCAACGCGUCCUAUUUGAUCGGCGCAAAACCGAAAUCCUUGCAGUUGCCAACGCAGCGCCAGACCUGCGCACCCGUGCUCAGGCUUUGCUGGAUGGAAUCUCACGCCUGAAAGGAUACAGUAAGGAUUCGCUCGACAAAGAUGACCUGGAUCUAGAUGCCGAUUCCUCAGAUGAGGAAUCGGAGGACACACUCACUUCACGAGGAGUCGGUCGUCUGCAGCCAGAAGAUCAUACGAACAUUCGUCGCUUUCUUUUACAAAGUCGCUACGACCAUUCCGUUUCUCAGGCAGCUCUACGGGAUCGUGUCACUCAACUCGAGAAGGAGUUGCGAUAUCUUGAGAUAAAGCAUGAGCACGGUGCCUUUUACAGCAAGUUGGUUACAGAGUGGUUGUCGGAGUUGGAUGGAAGUAUUACCUCCACUGCAGACACUAAGUCCACUGACUCCGAUCCAAGCUUCGAAAAUGUUGGGCGGGCAGAAAUGCACGAGCAACGCGCGACUUGGGAGUCUUUGGUUUUUACUGCUGCGACACAUGUCAACGAAGACGCGAUCCAGUCCUACCUCAGUGAUCUUUUCACCCAGACCAAACUUUCUCGACAGGCACUCAAGGAUCUCCGAGCAAGUAUCCAAUCGUUUGAAACAUACCUGUCCUCAAAGGGUGAAUGGCUCAACGUGGACGAACUGAAGUCGGUCUCCCGCGCACUGCUCAAGACCGACCUCCUCGGCGACGAAAAGACAGCCAUUCUGAAAGAGUUUAUGCGGAACAAUGAGGUUGCCCAGGAAGUGGCAGAUGUGCUCAACAUGCGCAUUGCCUCGCUCGAUAGCUGGACCUGGACAGGAGACCCAGAUGGUAUUCCUGUUGAAAUGCGCCGCCAGCUCAACGGUAAAUACCGGGUCUUCAUGGACGAAGAUCUUCUCGAUGCCCUUCUGCUACAGUACAUCGGGACAAUGUGGGCUGUGAAGUUGCGGAAGACAUUUGAGCGAUUCCUAAAUUCCAACGCCUGGAAGGUCCUGCAUGAGGAUAUCCCAGAAGACCACAAGGAAAUGCGCAAGUACUUCCUUGGCCGAGAAGCCAACUCGGGCUCUGGGAAGAUCAACGAGAUUCGAAAGAACACAUACACCGACGAAUAUUUCAUGAGCCAACUACCCACCUCAAACGUCGAGGGUGCCCGGGAAUAUGAUGACGCGGGGUCCGGAUCAAAAAACGCCUUGGAUACAAAGCACUCUCUACUCCACCUCCUGAUCACAGAAUCUAUCAUCCAUAAACAUCAGCGGGGGAACUUUACCGCAAUCCGGUCGGACUUUGAGUGGUUCGGCCCUUCAAUGCCCCACGCCACCAUGCUCACCGUGCUGAAGUUCUUUGGAGUCUCUGACCUAUGGAUCAAAUUCUUCGUAGUGUUCCUGGAAGCUCCGCUCAAGUUUGCCCAAGAUGGAGCCGAGGGCUCUGUUCAAACCCGCAAGCGUGGCAUUCCAAUGAGUCAUACACUGGGUGAUUGCUUCGGAGAAUCCGUUCUCUUCUGCAUGGACUAUGCAGUCAAUCAAGCUACCGACGGCGCCUUUCUAUACCGGCUCCAUGAUGACUUUUGGUUCUGGGGCGCAGAGAAUACUUGCGUCAAGGCAUGGCAGGCGAUGGAGCAGUUCAGUCAGGUAAUGGGGUUGAAGUUCAACACGGAGAAGACCGGAACUGUGCAGAUGGGUCUGGGUGGCAGUCCGAUGCAGUCGGCCCUUCCCACUGGUGAUAUCCGCUGGGGCUUCCUGGUUCUGGAUGCGCAGCAAGAAAGGUUCAUCAUCGACCAGGCCCAGGUCGACCAGCAUAUUGAAGAGCUUUCACGGCAGCUCUCGUCCUGCAAAAGUGUGUUCGCUUGGGUACAGGCAUGGAACAGCUACUUUGGCCGCUUCUUUACGAACAACUUUGCAAAACCAGCCAUUUGCUUCGGUCGGGACCAUAUCGACAUGGCCAUCUCCACCCUGAGCCGCAUCGAGCGCACACUCUUCAACAAAACUGCAGAUGACAAAACUCCGCCGGGUCAAAUCAAUGGUGUCACCGACUAUCUGCGCACUCUGAUCGCAGAUCGUUUCGAUAUCCACGAUCUGCCCGAUGGAUUCUUCUAUUAUCCCGUUGAACUCGACUGCUCGCCAUGCGUGAAAAUAUCAAAGAGACCCCCCCGGAAGCUCCUUCAUAAGGCCUCGCUGAGGGAUGAGGCGAGAUACGAGGCGGCCAAAGAGAAAUUCAAAAAGGACGGCGCUGAUGCUAGCAGCCAAUUUUGGAGCGAAUGGAGCGGCAAGUCCAAGUCAUUCAUGUCCCUGGAAGACUACACCCGGUAUCCAGAGACGUUCAGUCCGUCUCUUGUGGACGUGUACAAGCAGCUGACCCAUGUACCGAGUGAGAUGAGCGUGGCUCUGACUGGGAGCUUUGACAUGGAGCAAAAAUCCCUUCAUUCAGUGUCCUCUGCGGCCUCUAUCCCUCAUUUCUAUGGGGAAAUGACACCCUACUGGAAAUGGGUUGCGGAGUUGUAUCACGAAGGGAUGGUCCGUACUUAUGGUGGCCUCGCUGCCGUGAAUCGAGAGUUUAUACCCUUGGGUGUCGUGAAGACUCUGCAGGAGGGUAAAUUCAGGUGGCAGAGCUGA
Penicillium mononematosum is the source of this 2694-nucleotide messenger RNA. RefSeq lists its product as uncharacterized. The record is from RefSeq and is a predicted model, not a curated record. Bases 1 to 2694 code for a protein of 897 amino acids. The transcript has 2 exons. NCBI's taxonomy places the organism in Eukaryota, Fungi, Ascomycota, Eurotiomycetes, Eurotiales, Aspergillaceae.